AUGAUGCCAUGGUUGAUGAUGACAAACGGAACACGGCCUAGGCCUCUUACUUCUCCAGAAUCUUCCACCACCACCACACGGCAUCGACGGACGAGCACAAAGGACCUCGAGAACGAGGAAAAGUCGUCGUCGUCGAAGAGCAUGCAAGCAACACGUAGACGCUGGUUAUCAUUAUCAUCAUCACCUCGAACCGCAUACUCAUACAUCUUCUUCAUCCUCCUCUUCAUCCUACUUAUUAAAACCGGCAUCUAUGUCUGCAAUACCGACGUGUCGUCAAUACAGUUGAUGUUACCGAAGACUUCCAUUGUGUCGUCGAUAUUUAGAGAACACCAAGAACCAGAAUCAGAGGAACAUCCGAUACCCAACUUGAUGGACGAUGCGGAGAGACGGUUCAAGGAGAAGGUAGACAGGCAGAGUAAAACAUUGAAGGAAGCUGUGGCAGAGUAUCAGAGGAGGUACCAGAGGCUUCCACCGAAAGGAUUUGAUGACUGGUGGGAGUUUGCGAAGGAGAACAACGUUGUCAUGGUCGACGAGUAUGAUGGACUCAUGCGCGAUUUGGAGCCUUUUUACCAAUUCUCUGGGGAGGAAAUACGGAGGAGAACUGCUCAGGUCGGUACGCUACCAUCUAUCAACAUCGUUCGCGUACGAAGAGGAAAAGCCAGGAUAGUUAAUCUCAGUCAAGACUUCAAAGACUCGGAACUGAGUGCUAGGGCCCAAGGGUUCAAGAACAUGCUGAAGAAAUUCGUACACAAGCUCCCAAACGUCGACUUUCCUAUCAACACGAAAGCAGAAGGCCGUGUCGUGAUUCCCUGGGAACACCAAAAAUACCCAGAAUUAGCCCCCAAAGACUCCGACAGAGGAAUCCAACACAUACUUGGCGGCCCUUUCAUCGCUGAUUGGAGAGGCGACGGAAACGUCUGGGAAGAAUGGAGACGCACAUGCGAGCCUUGCUCCAUCGCUCGAAGACUCUUUUCUUCCAUCCGAGACGUCUUCGCUGAACCACCUCAAACCCAUUUCUCUUCCUCUUCCCACCGUCCUCCAGAUUUCGUUUUUGCAAACGCAACAUCCUUUUCUACCCUCGACUUUUGUCAGAACCCUCAUGCUCAUUACACACAAGGACACUUUUUUUCUGAUUGGCGAACCAUUGGGGCGCUGUACCCCGUGUUCAGUCCGGCCAAGGCGAAAGGGUUUAUGGAUAUUAAGAUUCCUAGUCAUUACUACUGGGGCUCGACGAAGGGGUACACGUACGGUUGGGAUCCCGUUAAGGGGAAACUGAGCGAAGUAGAUGUGCACGAGGUUCCUUGGGAGGACAAAAUCGACAAGAUGUUCUGGAGAGGUGCUACGACGGGCGGUGGAUCUACACCUCCUGGCUUCGCGGCUCAGUAUCAGAGGCAUCGUUUGGUCAGGAUGGCAUCGAAAGAUAAGGAUAGCAAUGAGAUGAAGACGAUCGUCUAUGCCAACGCAUCUUCUGAUUCGAGGGAGAAGUAUGUUUCGAGAGGAGUACCGAUUGGUGAUUUGAAUUCGGAAAUCAUGGACGUUGCGUUUGUCAAAGCGACUAAUCUGGCAACGUACCCAGGAGGAUGGAAAGCGUUGAGGAAGAGCCAUCGGUUUGGGGACAGUGUACCUUUAGGACGACAUUGGAGUUAUCGAUAUUUGUUGGAUGUGGAUGGAAUGGGAUAUAGUGGACGAUUUAUGGCGUUUUUGGCGAGUGAUUCAGUACCGGUGAAGAAUACGGUUUAUGAAGAGUUCUUUUCGGAUUGGAUUGAGCCGUGGGUUCAUUUCAUCCCGUUAUCGACGUCAUAUAAGGAGAUAUACAAUAUUUAUGCGUACUAUUCUGGGCUUCCUCCUUCACUACGAAAUUCGACCACUUCCCUCCAAUCUACGGAUGCCGGGAACAGGUUGAAGAGGAUAGCAACGUCCGGAAAGCGGUGGAAAAAGACGAUUGGAAGGCCAGAGGAUAUGGAGGCGUAUGUGUAUAGGUUGGCAUUGGAAUAUGCACGACUGUUUACGAAUGAUAGGGAAGCAAUGACUUACGAUAUAAAGGAGUAG
Marasmius oreades (fairy-ring Marasmius) is the source of this 2049-nucleotide messenger RNA. RefSeq lists its product as uncharacterized. The record is from RefSeq and is a predicted model, not a curated record. The coding region runs from base 1 to 2049 and encodes 682 amino acids. The transcript has 4 exons. Lineage: Eukaryota; Fungi; Basidiomycota; Agaricomycetes; Agaricales; Marasmiaceae.